GGCCGCCGAGGAGCACGAUCAUGCAGCUACGAAUUAUGCGCGAGCCGCGAAGAGCACAGGCGAUUCAGAAGCUGUACCCCGCCGUCCGAAUACUGAAGCUGCUCGAGCAUGAGCAUAUCAAGCUCGCAAACAUCAUCAAGUCGCAGGAUGUGCCAGAGCCAGUGCUCAACGCGCCUGCCGAUGUGAAAGUCGAAGAUGUCAGCGUGUCUCGACAUGACUUCGCCUCAACCGACAAGGUGGCAGCUCCGGCUCAACCGAUGACCACAGCUUCCGCACCUAAAGUGAAGCCAACGACAUCUGCUCUGGCCGGACGCUUGGGAAGCGCUGCUCGCGACUCCUCGCCGUCUCUAGCGAGGGACAUCGCAUCCCGUCGUGGCAUUCCGCAACCCGGGCGGAAUCCGCCUUCUGCGGCGGCUCAAGCUCGCGCACGACAGCUGUCUCCAGAGUCUUAUAGGAGGAACUCUCCGAAUGUCACUCCUGGCUCGAAGAUACCGCCAUCGAUCAUGGACAGUCAGGCCCUUAAGCCGGCGCAAAAGGCAAAGAUGGCGCGAAAGGCAGAAGACGACGACGCCUUUGCCAGAUUUUACAGCAAUCUGACUACUGGCACCAUGACCAAGCUCUCAUCUGUACUAGCCUAUGCUGGGUUGCCACUGAACGCGGAAGAUGUCGAGACGAAGCAAGCAUCACAGCAGAGAUUAACACAGAGGACGGUGCCGGCGAAUGACCAGCCCGACGUAAAGAAGAUCUUCUCAAACGCGGCUCUCGAGGCAAUCGAGGACGAGCACCGCCAGCGCGGCCACCACGGCCAUGCAUUCGGACCUGCCGAGAGCUUUUAUGUUGUUCAGACAGGUGGCGGCACCUACUCAUAUGCUGAUAUUGCCAAGGCUCAGCAGCAGCAAUUGGAAGGAAUUGACGAGGACGACGAGGAAGCAUUUGUGGAUGCGCGCGAAGCCCAGUCGUCUCCCAAGCAGAGUAGGUUUUCUUCUCGAGGCGGAAGCCGGGACCCAUUCGGCAAGUCACACACGCACGAAGAGUUGGAACUGGAAAAUGUCACGCUCAAGCACACGGUCGAACAGCUGGCCACACGCCUUUCAGAGUUCGAGACACAUGCGCAAGAUGCCUCGAUGGUCGCUUUGACGCAGAGCAUGGCGAGCGUGCAGGGCCAAGGACCAGGGUCUGGAGGACCCGAUCCUGCUUUGAUUGCACGUCUGCGACAAGUCGAGCAGCAACUUGAGCAGAAGACGGAAGAGACGCAAAAGUACCACAGUCUUGCGAUGAAGCAGGAGAAGACUCUGAAGAAGUACCAGUCGAAAUGGGAGGAGAUCAAACAGAGUGCGAAGGAGAAGCAGAGAGCAAAGGCCGAGAAGAGCGAUAGGACAGCUGAGGCUGCAGCACCUGGGAUUAUGGAGGGUUAGAGGAACUUGGAGCGUUUGGGUGUUGGCGCAUCUUUGUUGCAUCAUGAUACCUUCCCAUACCAGUAUUAUACAAGCGCAGGGCUGGUGCACAGGACGGCGUUAUCGGCAGGCGCGACGGAUGAUUGCCACUACGCACCUUCCAAACGGGCCUCCAUCUCUACAUCACACAGCAUACCGGACAUACAUUAUCCAUGAUACCACACGCAAAUUCCAACUCAUAAGGUACAGCGCACGGUGAACAAGCUCACCUGUGCCACCAUGACACCAACAACAAAUAAAUUAAUUACUUCAGACAUAGCUUAUAUACCUUCCUCCACCCUUACAAGCCCCAUCACUCCCAAGAACUUAUUUCGUAUAUACCUAUAUCUCAACUCCACGCCCGCUCUCCAAUCCAAAAGCACCGCGUACGCAUACGACCCUUACAAUUCUGAGUGAAAGGGACAGAGAUGGCGCAUGAUCAGUGCGAAGCAAGCAGAACAUGGGCUGCAGAUGCCCUCUCCAGAGUCUGUGUGUGUGUGCUUAAUGAAUUCACAUCUCAUCCUCUCGCAGGUUUUCCUUUUACCGAAUGAAUGACAUCUCGCAUUAGAACGGCAUACUGCGCGGAUUCAAGGGCAAUGCUGGCAAGAAUAGCUUGUCCAUAUGCCAACCUUGGGAGUGCUUGCUUACCUAGGUAGGUACCUAGUAAGGUAGACUGUGCCUUUUGCUGCGAGACUGGGCGCCGCUUACAUUAUUUACUGUUCGGGUUGUCAUCGAAGAUUUGCGCUUUCCACCGGAAUCCUUCCUCAAGGGAUGCCAGCGCUGGAGGAUGAAAUCAUGAGGCAACUGAAAGGUCGCCAUGCACUCGCUGCAACAACCGGCGAAUCAAGUACCUAUUCGGCACAUUCAUGCCUUCGAACAGGAAGGACAACGUCUGGGCAGACGUCUAGGAGAGAUCGACUCAACUUGGCAAGAGCUGUUCUCAAUCUUCCAUCUUAGUCUCAAAGUAGCUUGUGACCGCAUCUACAAGAUCCUGUUUCUUUCCAGUAGCGCUCAUGCCCUUGUUUUUCAGCCACACUUUCAGAUCAUUCACUUUGUAUUUCGAUAAAGUAUCUGCCAUGUAGGCAGCUUUCAUAUCGGCGUCAUUGAUGCCUUCCUCGUCUUCAUCCUCCUCUUUUUUGGCCUUCUUUACUGAUGCUGACGACGCAGGGCCCACUCUCUUCGAUGCUCCAUUCGUAGCAGGUUUGAUGCUCGCCGCGUUCUCGGCGAGCCACUGGUUGAACGCAGCAUCUAACUUCUCGCCCCAUUCCACAAUGUACCAGCCAGCUCUCCUGUGAAUUUGUUUCCACCUCGGAAGAGUCUUGUCCUCUGGAUGCUCGGGUAGAUCUUCAUCGAGGGCCAGAGCUUGCAGUAUGCGGAAGAACCACUGCAAAGCUGGGUUAGGAUACUUGAGAGGAUCGUAGACUGCUUUGGGGAGCUGAAGUUGCUGUACGAUCAGUCGCAUCGCGUCGACAACCUCAUCUGGAGCUUUGACAAGAUUUACGUCCGGAUUAGCACGUAUAUCGUCUGCAAAUGGCAAGGGCUUGAUCCAGAUUCCGGGCGGCAUGUGCUGUUCUCCUUCUUCGUUUCGUUCUUCCUCCCCUGGGAUCAAUGCCGCUAGUCUUGGGGAGGCAUUCCGCCGUGGGAUGUACCAGGCCAAUGCUAUCUUCUGAUCUCUGAGCAGCUUCUGGUGCAGAGCAGAAAACACACGUGUGGAACCAAUGAAGCUUUCCUCGGACGGGUAGAUGAAUGUCGACUUGUCCACCGUCGCCCACACGGGCAGCAUGCUCAGAGGCUUGAAGCCAAUGAUGCGAAUGGUUGGCUCGCCCCAGUCGUUGAUUUUGGCCAUGUCCUCAAGCGAAAACGACACUGUCUCGCCACCAAAUUUGUAGGCCCGGCGGAUCUCCGUCUUCUCCACCGUUCGAGCCGUGUCUUCAUCCACGAGUUCACUGUGGCCUUCGGCGAUUUGCGCUUUCUCGCCGUCCGAUGGCAGAUAUAUGUAAGUCUGUCGAGCUGGUUCUUGCCGCUUUAAAAGGGUAUAGCCUUUGACGCCGAUCUUGAGACCUCGUCCAAUUUCAAGCGGUACGCUGCUGAAGAGUGCUCUACGGGGUGCAUUGCGGGAUUGCACUGAUGAAAGCAGAGCCUGCAGUAAGCUAAUUCCGUCCUUUGCUGUUGAACUGGCAGCCUUAAUAUCCGAUGUCAGAGGAGCUGGCGCGUCUGGGUCCGAGGGUGUUGAAGAGUAUACAAUAUCAUUGUAGAACUUGCUGCGAUCGAAAGUAUAACCGCGGUCGGGAUGUGAGAUUGGGAAAAGUUCAAUGGUCACACCCAGAUCAUACAAGUCCUUAGCACGCACAGCAGCGCUGUUUCUGGCGUCUCGAUCUGAGGAAUGGGGAUAGUCAUUGUCAGUAACCAGGAAAAGCCGCCUAGACGAAAAGUUGGGUGCUUUCGUUGUGAAUAUUUGGUUGGCGCAGAAGAGCACAUUAGCCAUGCUCACUUCGUCCUUGCUGGCUUGCAAGAUGCGUGUAGCCUUUUCUUCUUCGUCGUCUUCGUCGUCCUCGACCAGAGUCCGCAAUUGCUUCACAUCCUCGGCAGCAGGUACAUUGAGAUCUUGCAGCAAAUAGCAGUGCGGAUAUUGGAAGCCUCUGCUCGAAUCGUCACCUUCGUCGAACUUACUCUUCUCCGUAUUGAAGAGGAGGAUGCCCAUCAUGUCAUGGGGGUUGCUGAUGAUUCGCUGCUGCAUUAAUGCAUAAGCGCACUUCAACGCCGCAGCAGUAGGGGCAAGAGAAUGCUCUGGCUUUUUCGGAUCUCUCUCAGCAGGCUUCGUGAGCAUGCUUUGGGACGCGUCGAUGGCAAAGAGCACAGCAUCCUUGACGGUCUUAUAUCCCGAGAGCUCUUCGACCUCGUCGUCUUCGUCGUCGCCGCUGCCGCCACCAUAUUUGUCCUCGGCGGGACGAUAUGGGAGGUCUGACAUGUUUGAUGCCUUAGUGAUGGUAGUUGUAAUGCAG
Messenger RNA from Sphaerulina musiva SO2202, 4435 nucleotides. RefSeq lists its product as uncharacterized. The record is from RefSeq and is a predicted model, not a curated record. The transcript has 3 exons. Bases 21 to 1415 code for a protein of 464 amino acids. Lineage: Eukaryota; Fungi; Ascomycota; Dothideomycetes; Mycosphaerellales; Mycosphaerellaceae.